Messenger RNA from Cyphomyrmex costatus, 2349 nucleotides. RefSeq lists its product as uncharacterized. Gene Ontology annotation, molecular function: nucleic acid binding. The transcript has a single exon. The coding region runs from base 1 to 2349 and encodes 782 amino acids. NCBI's taxonomy places the organism in Eukaryota, Metazoa, Arthropoda, Insecta, Hymenoptera, Formicidae. The record is from RefSeq and is a predicted model, not a curated record. Gene Ontology annotation, biological process: DNA integration.
AUGCGCUCUAGCGAUGCAUUCAGUUUCUCUUACAACCCCGGGGACAACUCCGCGAUAAUUUCCAAGCGAGCCAUCUUGUCCGAUACUUCCAAACUUUAUGAUCCCCUCGGUCUAGUAGGUCCAGUCGUCGUGCGGGCAAAGCUAAUUUUACAAGAGCUUUGGCAGCUGGGUAUCGACUGGGACGAAUCGGUUCCGCAAGAGCUUCACGCGCGGUGGUCAGAGCUCAAAGCACAAAUGAUUGAUAUUAAUCGACUAAGCAUCCCGCGAUGUAUCAAGCAUGUCGCAUCCCCCGAUUCCAGUCAAAUACACGGCUUUUGCGAUGCAAGCCAACGGGUCUAUGGAGCUUGUGUAUAUAUCCGGUCGGAAAUCGGGGAAAAUACGUAUCAAAUCGAGCUACUAUGCUCAAAAUCUCGCGUAGCCCCCCUCAAAGCGCUAUCACUUUCGCGCCUUGAGAUUUCGGCGGCGCUACUAUUAACCAGGUUAAUUCAGAAAAUUCGGUCGACAUUCGAUUUAACCGUCAUCCGAACAUAUUGUUGGUCGGAUUCUACGAUUGUUCUCAACUGGAUAUCCUCCCCGUCGCGAAGAUGGGCAGUUUUCGUCGCUCAUAGGGUGGGAGAAAUUCAAAACUAUACCAAUCCCGACGAUUGGCAUCAUGUAAAAUCGACCGACAAUCCAGCGGAUCUCCUGUCACGCGGUCUCGACCCACAGGAACUAAUAAGCUCUCGUAUGUGGUGGCAUGGGCCUAGCUACCUACAGCAUAACUCUAGCUUUUGGCCCGAUUCCGGUUUCACGCGUUCCCUGGAGAACAUUCCCGAACAAAGGAAGUGCUUCACGGCCGUCGCCGUGUCCGAUUCUUUAAUUGUGCACCAGUUACUGCGCGACCAUUCAAAGCUCAGUAAAGCGUGUCGCAUACUCACAUAUUGUUUAAGAUUUUUCAAAUCGCAUCGUCCGAGCGAACCUACAAUUUUCGUGCCCCCCCAGGGCAUACUAACCGCACUGCAAAUUAUGUGCAAAUCCAUACAGCGUCAAGUCUUUUCCGCAGAAUACAAGAACCUUCAGGAAGGUCGCACCCUUCAUACAACAAGUAACGUACUAGCUUUAUCCCCAUUCAUUUGUAGCGAUGGUUUAAUACGAGUGGGUGGCAGACUAGUAAAUUCGGAGCUCAGCUCUGACGCGCGUCAUCCAAUUUUAUUGCCACGCGAUGACAUUUUAACUCAGCGUAUAAUAGAGCAAGAGCACGAGCGCAACGCUCACGCCGGCGCGCAAGCUACAAUGGCAGCAGUAAGGCAGCGUUUCUGGCCAAUUUCUCUAAGAUCCGCCACUCGAAAGGUGAUCAGAAAUUGUGUAACAUGUUUUAGAAGCAAGCCCGUGCAAUCUGAAACAAUUAUGGCAUCGUUGCCUACCGAACGAGUUAAUGCUUCGCGAUCGUUUACGCACUGCGGCGUCGAUUACGCAGGCCCAUUCAUCUUGCGAGAAUCUAAAGCACGCAAUGCUCGCACGCGUAAGGCUUAUUUGGCUGUCUUCGUAUGCUUCGCCACUAAGUGCGUGCAUCUCGAACUGGUUAGUGACCUCACGGCUGAGACAUUUAUAGCCGCACUAAAGCGAUUCGUGUCUCGCAGAGGAAAGCCGUCUUGCAUUUAUUCCGACAAUGGAACGACGUUCGUGGGUGCUCAUGGUCAGCUCAAAGAGUUCUUUAAUAUUUUACGCGACGACCAAACGCAAACACAAAUAGCUAAUUCCUUGCGAGAACACGAAACUACAUGGAAAUUCAUUCCUCCCAACACGCCUCAUUUUGGCGGUUUGUGGGAGGCUGCAGUCAAAGCCGCUAAGCGUCAUCUUAUCCGAAUAGUCGGGAAGACAUCCUUGUCUUUCGAAGAAUUACAAACAAUUUUUUGCGAAGUAGAGGCCAUUCUAAAUUCACGCCCUCUCACUCCGUUAACCGAAGAUCCUAACGAUCUUAGUUAUUUGACCCCAGGACAUUUCUUAAUUGGCACCGCGCUGAAUAGUUUCCCUCAUCCGGAUUUAACUAAUGUAAAUGAGAAUAGGCUAAUACGUUGGCAGCGUGUCGAACAAGUCAGACAACAUUUUUGGCGCAGGUGGAGCCAAGAAUAUCUGCAUACCCUCCAGGAGCGAUCCAAGUGGAGGACAAACAAGGGUGAUCAGCUGACACCCAACCAAAUGGUGCUCCUGAAGCAGCCGAACCUAGCACCUUUCCAGUGGUUGUUGGGUCGCGUUGAAGAAGUUCAUCCAGGAACUGAUGGCAACGUGCGGACCGCUACCGUCCGUACCACAAAGGGUCUUUUCACUAGACCAUUAACCAAGCUUGCUAUCUUACCAAUAGAAACCUAG